Molecule: messenger RNA, 1948 nt
Organism: Bombyx mori (domestic silkworm)
Lineage: Eukaryota; Metazoa; Arthropoda; Insecta; Lepidoptera; Bombycidae
Product: sodium channel protein Nach
Exons: 9
Coding region: 607-1935 (442 amino acids)
Biological process (GO): sodium ion transmembrane transport
Cellular component (GO): plasma membrane
Molecular function (GO): ligand-gated sodium channel activity
Source: RefSeq, a predicted model, not a curated record
UUAGGUACGUGUUGAGCGAUGCACCGGUGUUCGAAUCCCGCAGGCGGGUACCAAUUUUUCUAAUGAAAUACGUACUCAAUAAAUGUUUACGAUUGACUUCCACGGUGAAGGAAUAACAUCGUGUAAUAAAAAUCAAACCCGCAAAAUUAUAAUUUGCGUAAUUACUGGUGGUAGGACCUCUUGAGUCCGCGCGGGUAGGUACCACCGCGCCGCCUAUUUCUGCCGUGAAGCAGUAAUGCGUUUCGGUCUGAAGGGUAGGGCAGCCGUUGUAACUAUACUGAGAUCUUAGAACUUAUAUCUCUAGGUGGGUGACGCAUUUAUGUUGUAGAUGUCUAUGGGCUCCAGUAACCACUUAACACCAGGUAGGCUGUGAGCUCGUUCGCACAUCUAAGCAAUAAAAAAAAAAUCGAGACAAUUUUCACUAUAUUAUAAUUUUCACUUACACUAUAUAUUUGCACGGCAUUUCGUAAAAAAUAUAUUAAGCUUAACUGACAAGAUUCAUGGUUAGUAGUCUAAAUGAAUUAAAUGAAUUAAUCUCAAUGAAUUAAAAAUUGAGUUUGUAUAACAUGUAGGUAUUUCCUUACAGUUUGCGAUAUAAAUGCAAAAAUGGAAAAACUUAAGCCCACGCCUUUAAGCAAAGCGAUAAGAACAUUUUUGCAGACGACAACCCUACACGGCUUCAAAUACUUAGGUUCGAAGUUUUAUAUUGAUCGGAUUGGAUGGUUUCUGUGUUGCUGUGCAAGCGCCUCUUGUGCCGGACUCCUGUGCACGGUUUUGUGGGCUCGGUUUCUAGAAGUUCCCGCUCUGUUGGCGCUUUACGAUUUGAAAUUGGAAAUGUCAGAGCAUCAGUUACCCGUUGUAGCUGUAUGUCCUACUGUCGAGAGCAUUGCUGAAGCAUUCAUUGAUAAAUUGUCACAUGAUAAGAAUCUAAACAAACGGCUACCUCUAACUUUAGCCCACGUUCUCAAAGGUAAACCAGCAGCCGACGACCAAAUACAGAUACUUGACCACUUGCUGACUGUGAACAAUGUCACCUUACUAGACAUCAUGAGGGCGCACAUGCCCCCGUGCCACGCGGUCAUCAAGAAGUGUCGCUGGCAGAAUAUCUAUAAGUCGUGCGAUAUCCUGUUUGACAUCGAAGUUACACCUUGGGGUCUGUGCUGCGUUUUGAGACCUAAUAAAAAACUGGCAAAUCAAGGCACGAGUCUACAAUUAAGAAAUGGAUUCCAAAGUACACUAAGGUUGGACUUGGCCGUGCAAUGUUUUAAUGACACCAACCUUUAUAAUUUUGAGUUCUUUACAAAAUACGACGGGGAAGAGUGGAUUGAACCAAUGCAAUUAGCUCCCGGAAACACUUAUAUGGCCCAGUUGAGAUACACGUCCAUCCCGGAGAGUACUGACACCGAGAGACUGAUUGAAGAAUCAUGUGUCUCCCGAAAAGGAUACUCAAGAAGUGAUUGUUUAAAGCGCUGCUCCGAGAAGAUAUGCGGUUGCGUUGACCCGCUGAGAGGAAACCGGCAACUGGCUGACGGGGACUUACUGCCGUGCUCUCUCACGGAACUCAAAUGUUUGAGGUCCUAUGGAGUUAAGGGUCACGAAACGUGCAACUGUGCUCCCAGCUGUAAGAAAGUCACCGCGUACACAACGCUAGAGUCGUCUCCUUUGAACUUCAACAGCUACGUCAUUGAUCCUAUUUACAGUGGACUAAACGCAACGUCGUCCGUAGUGAUGCACGUGCGCGUCAACAUCAAUUUGUCUCGUAUAUUCACUUUGAACCCAACAGAAACUUGGUUUACCUUGCUAUCGUCACUCGGAGGAGUCUUCAAUAUGUUCUUAGGAGUCGGAUUAUUUAGUGCACUGGAAUUACUAUACUUGUUCUUCAUCAAGCUGCCGAACGCAAUGAGAAGAUCAUCAGAAUUUCAUUAUGGAAAUUAAAAUGUAACUAACA